Molecule: messenger RNA, 1976 nt
Organism: Galleria mellonella (greater wax moth)
Lineage: Eukaryota; Metazoa; Arthropoda; Insecta; Lepidoptera; Pyralidae
Exons: 2
Coding region: 147-938 (263 amino acids)
Biological process (GO): regulation of transcription by RNA polymerase II
Cellular component (GO): nucleus; transcription regulator complex
Source: RefSeq, a predicted model, not a curated record
UAUUGGCAACACUGACGAGUCAAUGUCAAGGACUCUGAAUGUAAAUAGACAAAAUCGAUCGAAUCUCAAAGCCGGUUGUUAUUUUGACUAACAAAUAAAAACACAAGUGCAAUAUUUAUUUGGAAGUCACUACCUCACUAAUAAAGAUGUCGAUGGGAAAUAAUCUGUUAUUCAUGGAAUUAUUUAUUGAUAAUGUGAAAAAACAUCCCUGUCUGUGGGAUAUGAAUAACAUUUCCUUUAAGGACCCAACACGGAAGGAUUUAACAUGGGAGCUUGUGGCCCAGGAAUGUGAAAUGGCUAAUGGCCAAGAAGCCAAAUCACAAUGGAAAAGGCUACGAGACUGUCAUCGCGAAGCAUUACGUAUACGGAAUACCACCACUGGACAGGCAACCCGCAUGUUCAGUCCAUGGAAGUAUGAGCAACUUAUGGAUUUCCUCCUGCCACAGUUAGGAAUGAAAGAAACUACUACAAAUUUCUCUGAAGACCCCAUCUUGGACAAUGAUGGUCAAUUUGAAAUCUCAUUACCAUGCCCGACAGUUACGGAUUCAUGUAAGUGCAGAGGUAUAGAAAAUAUGAUGGAAGAAAGAGAGAAGAGGCGAGAACAAAGGCAAAUAGAAAGAGAUGGAUUUAGAAAACAAAUUGUGGAGGCAAAUCGUUUUCCAAUUGAUGCUGUGUCAGAACUCUUUUCCAGUUUGUGUCGGAAGACGAGGGAGCUUCCUAUUUCGUUACAGUUGCGAGUACAAAGGGAAGUUUUUGAAUCAGUUUCCCGUGCUGAAGAAGAUGCCUUGUCACUCAGGCAGCCGGAAAACCUAAUAUACACCCCAAAUUCCUCUCCAUCUUCAUAUGAAUGUAUGAAUUCUAACGCUUCAAGUUCUAUGGUUCUGCAGCAAGCAGAAGAAAAAGUAGAUGAGGAAUUAUCGAUUCAAUCUGCUAUUUAAUAGAUAUAGGUAACAGGAGAAGUUAGGCAUAUUUUUUUAUAUGCCAAAUCUAUAUUUAGGAAUUUUAAAAUAUACUAAAUUGAUUUUUUUUUAUUGAAUACACAAUUUUUACAAAUAUUCUUAUCAAUAAUACUACUACUAGGAAAUAUUUAUUUUUUAGAAAAAAAAAUAGAUGACUGUUGUUAUGUACCUAAUAAAUAUAUAAUAAUAAUAAUAAUAAGUAAAUUAUAAAAAUUAUAAGUUUAUUAGAAAAAAGGAUGACAGUUCUUAUGUACCUGCAUAAGUUAAGUAAGUAGUAAGUAUAUUUAGUGCCCUUAUAUGUGCAAUAAAAAUUUUAGAAAUAAUUUAUUUAAUCUCUGUUUUCAAAUAAGAGCCCUAUUAGUAUAAGUAGAGACCAGAGGGAGACUUUGUACAAAAGUCGGUACCUCUGUCCCAUUCGUGUUUCAACCGUGAAGCAGUUGUGUUUGCAUGGCUGUGUUUCGGUUUGAAGGGUGGGAUAUGGUGUGAAUUUACUGGGUACAGAGGAAUAACACCUGAGUCCUCAGGAAUGGCAACGCAUGGGGGGUAUCAUGGGCAAAACUAUAUUCUGUUAUGUCCAUGAUACUGCUCAUGUCUAUAGGCGACGGUUCCACUUUCCAUCAGGUGGGACGUCAGCUUGUUUGCCAUUCUAAGUUGUAAAAAAAAAAAUAAGUGUCAUGUGAGUAUGAUUUACAAGAUAUUUUAUUAGCGUACAAAUCUUGGGUUCAGUCAAUGUAAUGUAAACUAAAUAUAAAUAUAAAAUAAUAACUUUAAGCAUUUUACAAUUUUGUACAUCUUUUAUUACAAUUUUGCUAUAUUUUUUUACACAAACUUAAUUUAGAAUUUAAUAUUUGUUACACAAAAUCGUCAUGACAGUAUACAAAUGUCAUUUCGAUUGAUAUUGAUUGUAAAAGUGACGUGUACAAAUAGCUAAUUGUCAAACAAUAUUUUUUAAAUGUUACUCAUGUUUCUAUUUAGUAAAUAAUAAACUAAUUUUAUAUUUUAAGCUAUUUAUUGAAA